AACGGUGCGGGCCGCUGUUGCGUGAUCGCCCCCGGGCGGCGCGUCCUGCCCGGCCGCGGCGGAUGUGAACUGGGAAGCAAGAAAUGGCAGUGGACCCACCCUAAGGAAACUUACCUGUUAGAGAAAAAUAAUUUUAUUUAAAAAUUUGGAUAGGUCAUAUGAACAAAGAAGGAACUGUACUACAGAUAAGAAUGGGUAAAAAAAUAAAGAAGGAAGGAGAGCCUCCACCCAAGGAUGUGUUUGAUCCUUUAUUGAUUGAAAGCAAAACAGCAGCAACAGUUGUGCUAAUGCUUAGCUCUUCUGAAGAGGAAAUUUUGGCCAAAGCAUGUCAUGCUCUAUAUAAAUUUGCAUCAAAAGGUGAUGAAAACAAAGUGACACUUCUUGGUCUUGGAGCAGUAGAACAACUGUAUAAACUGAUCUCACAUGAAGAUCCAAUUGUACGGAGAAAUGCCAUCAUGGUGUUUGGGAUCAUGGCUUCUAAUAAUGAUGUCAAGAAGUUACUGAGGGAACUAGAUGUCACAAAUUCACUUAUAUCACAGCUGGAGCCAGAAGAAGAUGUAGUGAUCCAUGAAUUUGCUACUCUCUGUCUAGCACAUAUGGCUGUUGAAUAUACUACUAAAGUACAAAUAUUUGAGCAAGGUGGAUUAGAACCACUUAUCAGAUUACUAGGUAGCCCUGAUCCUGAUGUUAAGAAGAAUUCAGUUGAAUGUAUCUACCUCCUGGUACAGGAUUUUCAAAGCCGUGCUGCGAUUCGUGCACUGAAUGUAAUUCCACCCUUGCUGGAACUACUGAAAUCUGAAUACCCAGUUAUUCAGUUAUUAGCCCUUAAAACCUUAGAAGUAAUUAGCAAAGACAGAGAAACCAGGAUAAUACUGGGAGAAAGCAAAGGAUUAGAUUGUCUUCUGAAGAUACUGGAAACCAAUGAAUUCAGCGAUCUACAUGUGGAAGCUCUUGCUGUGUUGGGAAAUUGUCUUGAAGAUGUGCAUACUCUGCAACUGAUUCAGCAGACAGGAGGCCUUAAAAAGCUACUUUCAUUUGUAGGAGUCUCUACUGUUCCUGAUAUUCAGAAGGAUGCAGCAAAGGCUAUUACCAGAGCAGCUUAUGACUCUGAAAACAGAAAAAUCUUAAAUGAGGAAGAGGCUGAGAAGUGUCUCAUAAACCUUUUGGAAAUUGAUAAUGACGGAGUUAAAGUUGCUGCUUCCCAAGCAAUUUCUGCCAUGUGUGAGAAUUUAGCUAGCAAACGUGCAUUUGGACUCCAGGGGAUUCCCCAGCUAGUACAGUUGCUAAGCAGUGACAGUGAAGAGGUAAAAGAAGCUGCAGUGACAGCAUUAGCUAAUUUGACAGCAGCCAGUCCUAGUAAUGCAAGUGCUGUUGCUGAGGCUGAAGGAAUUGAGCCAUUGGUAAAUACCUUGAAUGCUCAGAGAGAUGGAGCCAUUGCUAAUGCUGCUACAGUGCUUACAAAUCUGGCCACGCAAGAGCCAUUCCGUGUAACUAUCCAGAGCCGUGGUAUUAUGAGGGCGCUUGCAGAACUUUUGCACUCGAACAACAGCCAAGUGCAAAGCAAAGCAGCAUUUGCUGUGGCUGCGUUUGGUUGCGAUGCUGAUGCAAGAACUGAGCUAAGAAAUGCAGGUGGACUGGGACCACUUGUUGAAUUGCUGCAUUCUAAGAAUGAAGAAGUUAGAAGAAAUGCCUGUUGGGCUGUUAUGGUCUGUGCAAGUGAUGAACUAACUGCUGUUGAACUAUGCAGGCUAGGUGCUUUAGACAUCCUAGAAGAAAUUAAUCUAUCAACAGGGCGCAAAAAUAACUUUAGUGAAGCUGCUCUGGAAAAGCUACUUGAUAACAAUCUUUCACAAAAAUACAGCCAGAUGGGAUAUUUAUCAUCAAGUAAUAUCAUUACUGAUGGAUUCUAUGAUUGCGGUCAGAUAAGACCUGGAGUGAAAUUUUUAUCUUUGGAAGAACUGAGUAUGCAAGGGCUUACUGACCGUCGGGCCAUAAUCUUCAUUAAUGCUACACCACAAGAAGAUCUUACAGUAGAGGAGAAGGCACAAGAUUCAUUUUAUGAACAGACUACCUUGUCACCUUCUAUUUCAAGAAAAAGCAGUAGAGAAAAAGCAAGGAAAGGGAAGGGGAAAAAAGAAGAGGAAAAAUCAAAAGAAGAUAUUCAGAUUACAUCUAAAGUACAAGAUGAAAUAAAUCUAGAACGUUUACAUUGGCUACCACCACCUGACUUCAUGUUACUGGAUUACAUUAAUGAUGCUUCCAAAACAAUUCUACCACUAACAACUACCCGGGAACAGGUUGUGGCUCUUGCACAGUUCGUUGCAGGCAAGAUGGGUGGCCCGAUUGAAAGAGACAAACUGCAUGACUUCAGCUGGGAACUUCACAUAAGCGAAAUAGAAUUUGAACUGAAAUGCAACGUUGUGCCUAUUGGGAAAGUCAAAAAAGGGACAUUCUACCACAGGGCUUUACUUUUCAAGGUGAUAGCAGACAGAAUUGGAAUUGGCUGUAGUUUAGUCCGUGGCGAGUAUAACAGAGCUUGGAAUGAAGUUAAAGUGGUUGAAGACUCUCCUCAAGGAAUAGCUGGGCUUCUGCUUCCUCCUCAAGAGUAUAUUGUAGAUCUAAUGUUUGAGCCAGGCUUUUUGAUAAAACAGGGAAGUACAGAGGCAGAUCAGUACAAACAUAUUUAAUAAUCUUGACAAAUGUCACCAAAAUAACUCUUUUAAAGAUUUCUGCAUUGCUAAUAUUUAUGAAAUAUAAGGGGUUUCAGGUCCAGCUAUGAAAAAGCAGCAUAUCUGGUAUGUUGUCAUCAGAGUUUAAUUAAGCAUAUUUUAGGUAUCCAACUUCAAUGCUUAGAAAUUUCGUUAAUGUUUUGGUACUAUUUUAAAACUAAACUGUAAAACUACAGAUUAAAAUUUGGUAGAUCAAGAAUAUUUUGUAUGUGUUAAUAUUAUAAUACUUAUUUAAUAGGUUUAAAUUAUUUCCAAAAUACAGUGGAUUCGGUCUUUUCUUAUGUUCCUUCAACUCCCAUGCACAUUUAUAGGAAUUACAUGUCCAUGAAGCAAGAAAAUGUGACAUCUGGUGAAAUAACAAGUCACCUAAAAACAACUGGACAAUUUUUUGUGUGAAAUACCCAAGAACUGAGAAUUAGAAGAACCAAGAGAACAGUAUACUUUCAGCCUCUGUAGAAGACAUCCCACUUUUAUUUCUUGGAACUUGGCAGAGUUAAUACUUACAGAUAAUAACAUACUCUGGAUGAAAGUAAAUACUGUUUGUCCUGGCACAGGGAAGACAGAUGAUUGAUAAGUUAUUGCUUGCAAUUUCCUUUUAAAUUCUUUAUUUUUCACUUGAAGAUAAAAUGGACUCUGAGAAGGCAGCAGUUUUCAACAGUGAAUUUGUAUUUCUUGCAGCCUUGGCUCAUGGUGUUGCUGAAGUGUGGUUGUGCAUCUAGGAGAGAUAAAACACUGAAUACAACACUCUAGUAAACACUUUCUGGUGAAACUGUCAGGAAUGUACUGGAGUAUUUCAGGGAGUACCACUAUCAAGUGAGUUUACUGUGGAAAACAGAAAAAUUCCCGUACAAAAGUUAGGCCAAUGCAGGCAACAUUGUGCAAAACUGAAUUUCAGAAGACCAGAACGCCAGCAACAAGGCAUUUACUUCCUGUCCACCAAAAAUGUGAUUAAAAAAAAAAUGGGUGUCUGUGUUCUUUUAGUUUUUUAACGUUUGUAUAAGCACAGUCACUUGUAUAGUCUGCUUUGGUUUGAGGAGGUUUAUAUCUGUUGUAUUCAUUACUGCUUAUGAGCACGAUCCCAUCACUCCCCCUCCUUCCUCCUCUGACAUGCAGCAUGAUUUUCUGGUAGCUCUUUGGGGAACAUUUUCUCUUUCUGUUAUAAAUUCACUUAUAUGGCCUCGUGUUCAUUUCUUUACCUUAUGUUCAGCAGUACUCUCAACAUCAGAAUGAAGAACAACUCUGGAAACAAAAUGCACAAUAUGCUAGUAGAACUGAGUGGAAGGUGAUGAUGUGUUUCUUAUCAUUGCUAUGUGGCAGGUUAGGGGACUGAUGAAAAGUGAUAUGCUCUCACUGACAGGCAUGACUGGGUAUAGAAACCUGCAACUUUGAAAGUGCAGUAAAUGGAAGUAAAAUAAGAAUUAAUUUCCUACUAGCUAUCAUUUCCUAUAGUUUUCCUACAUUGGAAUUUCAUUAUUUUGUAUUGCAACUAUAAUGUUAAACUGUGACUUAUUCUGUUUAAGGAGGUCUUGAAA
Molecule: messenger RNA, 4261 nt
Organism: Tyto alba (common barn owl)
Lineage: Eukaryota; Metazoa; Chordata; Aves; Strigiformes; Tytonidae
Gene: ARMC3
Product: armadillo repeat containing 3
Exons: 19
Coding region: 159-2687 (842 amino acids)
Molecular function (GO): protein binding
Source: RefSeq, a predicted model, not a curated record